Iphiclides podalirius (scarce swallowtail) is the source of this 315-nucleotide messenger RNA. The record is from the annotation of a GenBank genome assembly. Lineage: Eukaryota; Metazoa; Arthropoda; Insecta; Lepidoptera; Papilionidae.
AUGAAAAGGGUCAAUCGGAUUUGUGAGCCCGACGUCCCAGAGCGCCUAGUGCGUGGGCGCGGAGCGGCGCAGCGGAGCGGUGUGCGGCCGUGUGCGGACCCGCGAGCCUUGAGCCGCGACCUGCCUAGGCUCGCCUUAUCUCGCCCCAUUAUGUUCGGAAACAAUCAGGCCGGCACGUCCCUCGCGGCCGGCGGCGGCGCGCAGAUGCGGCCCUCCACCGAUAAGUAUUUGCAAACUUGUUCGUGCCUCCGCCGGCCGCUCCUCGGCCCACAAAAGAAUUCAAAUAUCGAUUCAGGCAACCUCGUGUCCGAUUCG